CCAUGUCGGAUUUCAAACGUCUUAAGCUGAACCUUGUGAAGCCAGUUCCCUCGGACUACGAGAUCUCCAGAAAUCAGACUCCCAAGCAUAUCAGCCAGGUUGCUGCUGAGUGCGGAAUCACCGAGACUGAGAUUGAGCCAUAUGGAGCAUACAAGGGUAAGGUCAAGCUCGAUGUGAUCGACAGAUUGCACCACCGCAAAAACGGUAAAUACAUCCUGGUGACGGGAAUCACUCCAACUCCGCUAGGAGAGGGCAAAUCGACCACCACUGUGGGAUUGGCGCAGGCUAUUGGCGCUGUCCUUGGCAAGAAAGCUUUUGCCAAUGUGAGACAACCAUCUAUGGGUCCCACGUUUGGUGUCAAAGGCGGAGCAGCUGGCGGAGGCUUUUCGCAGGUGAUUCCUAUGGACGAGUUCAACAUGCACAUCACGGGUGACAUUCACGCCGUGGGCAUGGCCAACAAUUUGCUGGCUGCUGCGCUCGACACAAGAAUGUUCCACGAGGCCACCCAAAGCGACAAGGCUCUGUGGAAGAGACUGUGUCCUGAGAAGAAGGACGGUUCCAGAGACAUUCCUAUUGGCUUGCUGCCUCGAGUGAAGAAACUGGGUCUGGACACCAAGGAUCCUAAGAAGUGGACUGACGAGGAAGUUUCCAAGUUUGUGAGACUCGACGUCGACCCUAAGACAAUUACCUGGAAGAGAGUGCUAGAUCUGAACGACAGGUCGCUCAGAGGUAUCACCAUCAACCAGGCUCCAACAGAGAAGGGUCUGACCAGAGAGACUGGUUUCGACAUCACGGUGGCCUCUGAGGUGAUGGCAAUCUUGGCUCUGUCGUCGUCUUUGAAAGAUAUGAGAGAGAGACUUGGAAAAAUGGUGGUCGCCUCGUCGAAAUCGGGCGAGCCAAUCACCUGCGAGGACCUGGGAUGCGCGGGGGCCCUGACUGCCAUCAUGAAGGAUGCCAUCAAGCCUAACCUCAUGCAAACUCUCGAGGGUACGCCUGUGUUUGUGCACGCGGGUCCGUUCGCCAAUAUCUCGAUCGGUGCCUCUUCCGUUCUGGCUGACAAGAUGGCCCUGAAGCUUGCGGGCACAGAGCCAGGCCUGAGUCCCGAGGAGGAGAGGGAACAAGCCGGCUACGUCAUCACAGAGGCCGGCUUUGACUUCACUAUGGGAGGCGAGCGGUUCCUGAACAUCAAGUGCAGAUCGUCCGGUUUGUCGCCAGACGUGAUCAUCAUCGUGGUCACCGUCAGAGCCCUGAAGGUGCACGGUGGAGGAGCCGAGGUCAAGGCCGGCGCUCCAUUGCCGCUGGAGUAUACUACCGAAAACGUCGAGAUGCUCAAGGUCGGCUGUGCUAACCUGCAAAAACACAUCCAGAACGCCAAACAGUACGGCGUCGAUGUGAUUGUGGCCAUCAACAGAAUGUCCUCUGACUCAGACAAGGAGCACGAAGUAAUCAAGGAGGCUGCUCUUGCGGCUGGUGCUACCGACGCCAUUGUCUCUAACCACUGGGAGGAGGGUGGCCAGGGCGCCCAGGCUCUUGCCGAGGGCGUGAUCAAGUGUGCUCACAAGCUGUACCCUUCGCAACAGGGACAAACAGAGUCGUUCCGCUACCUGUACGCUACGGAGGGCUCGUCGAUCGAGGAAAAAAUCGAGGCCAUCGCCAAAAACAUGUACGGUGCCGGCUCUGUCGAAUUUCUGCCCCAGGCCCAGGAAAAAAUCAAGGAAUACAGCUCGCAGGGCUUCUCGAACCUGCCAAUUUGUAUUGCCAAGACGCAAUAUUCGCUGUCUCACGACGCCAAGCUGAAAGGUGUGCCGACAGGAUUCACCUUCCCAAUCAAGGACAUCAAGGCCUCCAUCGGUGCAGGCUAUCUGUAUGCUCUUGCGGACCAAAUCCAGACGAUCCCUGGACUUGCUACCAAGUGCGGCUUCAUGAACGUCGAGGUCAACGACGACGGCGAAAUUGAGGGCCUAUUCUAAGUCCGCUAAUAACCUUGUCUUUGUUCAACACUGUAUUAGAGUAAAAAAUAGAUUUCAACACUUGGUUUCUCGAUUCAGCAGCCCCUAUACUGGUGGCUCCCGAUUUUCCUUUUCGCUGUUAGACUCUGUUAGAAUGGCGUACUUGGACCGUGUCCGUUUCAGCUGCUGCAGUGCGUCUUGGCACUCGACAAGAGUGGUUUUCGUGUUCUGUUCCUGUAUCUUUACGCUGGCCUCCAACGUGCUCAGCGCCUCCUCGAAAUGAGCCUGUUUUCUUUCGUACGCAGCGGCAAGACGCUCACUGCACACCCGGGCAACUUUGUAGCUCUCCUCCAGGGCUACAUUGACCCCUCCCAUGCUCUCAUUAUUUUUUUCCAAGCGGGUGCUGCUCUCCUGAAUAAAUAGCUUCAACUGCCGCCUCAGAUCCCCAACUUCCAUCUGCGUGCGCAACUUGUACUCCUUCUGAGACUCCACAACCACGUCGUAGGAUGCGCGCAGCCGAUCGGCUUCAACAGUGCUCAUGGUCUCCUGUUCCUGUAUAGCGGCCAGCUUCCUUCGCAAAGAUUCCUCCUCAAACUUCCACCGAUCGGCAGCAGAACAGGCCUCUGUGAGCUGUGCCUCCAGAUCGAGCACCUUGCGCUCUUUGCGAGCCAGUAGACUCUCAGACACCUCGUUCUGGUGUCUCGCGUUCGACAGCUUUUCGGUAAGCGUCUCGUUCUGUUUCACAACAACAGACAGCUUCCGCUUGUACUCGUCCAGCUCCGCCUGUGUGUCAUCCAACUUGUCCUUCAGCCCGUCGAUCUGUGAAUGAAGGCUCUCAAUGACCUUCGACGUGCCUCCAUAGGACCCCGUGAGCCGGCCGGGAUACUCUCGAAUCAUGGCACCGAGAUGAAACAAUUAGAUAGAAAAGCUUGUAUUUAAUGUGCAUCUGACGCUUAACGAAUCAUGGCUGUGCAGAAACGGGACGGGGUGACUUUUUGGCUGUGCACCCGGCUUUUUCCUUCGCCCAGUGUUU
This is a messenger RNA of Ogataea polymorpha, 2982 nucleotides long. RefSeq lists its product as uncharacterized. The record is from RefSeq and is a predicted model, not a curated record. Gene Ontology annotation, molecular function: formate-tetrahydrofolate ligase activity; ATP binding. Lineage: Eukaryota; Fungi; Ascomycota; Pichiomycetes; Pichiales; Pichiaceae. The transcript has a single exon. The annotation marks the transcript as partial.